Drosophila busckii is the source of this 2103-nucleotide messenger RNA. Its product is annotated as neprilysin-1. Bases 35 to 2041 code for a protein of 668 amino acids. The record is from RefSeq and is a predicted model, not a curated record. Gene Ontology annotation, molecular function: metalloendopeptidase activity. Gene Ontology annotation, cellular component: plasma membrane. Gene Ontology annotation, biological process: protein processing. The transcript has a single exon. NCBI's taxonomy places the organism in Eukaryota, Metazoa, Arthropoda, Insecta, Diptera, Drosophilidae.
UCGGAAGUGCGUCGUCGUUAGUCGCACUUUAGCCAUGAGGCGUAUUUGUUUUGUUUGCCAUGCGCUGCUUUGGCUCGCCUGGACGCAGUGCCAUUUGCUGUCGCAGCCAGAGCUGGACACGCACAUGCACCUGCAGCAGCAGCUCAUCUCGCAGAGCAACGACAGUCUCUAUGUGCAGCGUAUUAUGCGUCUGGCCAAGACCGCCGAAAUGCGCAGCCUAAUGCAAACGGAGCUAGAUCCCUGCGAUGACUUCUAUGGCUACAGCUGCGGCAAUUGGCCCAAGAUUAAUCCCGCCAAUGCAGCGCAGCCACGCGAAACAAACUACCAGCAGCUGCUAAGCCGUGGCUAUCAGCACAAGCAGCAGCGACUGCUAGAGCAGCCAGCGGACGACGAUGACGACGAGGCCGUGCUCAAGGCAAAGCAGUUCUAUGCGAGUUGCCUGCACUAUCGCGAGACGAGCCGCGCAAACUAUCGCCAGCAGCUACAGCAGAUUGCGGCGGAAUUUGGACAAAUGCCUGCCUUGUUGCCCCACGGAGCAGCGUGGAACGCCAGUGAGUUUGAUUUGCUCAGCACGCUGGCGAAAAUAAAGCGCAGCUAUGGCUUGGAUAUAUUGCUGAGCGUGCAGAAAGCAAAUGAAACACAAAGUCGACUGUAUGUAGGACAACCCAGGAAACUAUUGCAGACAGCCAGCAAAGAGCGCUUGGAGCAGCAUUUGGGCUUGACUGCUGAGGCAGCGAAUCAAUUAGCGCAGCAGUUGAUGCAAUUUGAGCAGCAGUUAGGACGCGGCACAACUUCAGCCGCGCUGCAGUCGCUGGCACUGCCGCAUGCUGCCGCCGAACUGGCCACAAAGUAUGCGCCCGCUUUGAAUCUAACGCGCUAUGUGGAGCUGGUGCUGCAACGUCCACUGCAAGCAGAGGAGCUGCUCUAUGAGCAAGUGCCAGGCUAUCAUGCGCAUUUGUCGCAGCUGCUAACAAAUACGACCACUGAGCUGUUGGCCAAUUAUGUUUAUCAGCAGCUGCUGCAGCGCUUCUACUAUGAGCAGGAGUCCUCCUCCAUGGCAGCGCAGUGCUUGGCCAGCGUGCAGCAGCUGUUUCCAGAGCUGCUGGAGCAUAUGACUUACAGUCAAUACGCCGAUGCCGCCACGCUCAGCGAUAUUAACGAGCUGUGGCAGCAGCUUAAGGACAGUUUUCAGCAAAUCAUUGAGCAAACGGCAGAGCAUGCGGCUGAUUGGCCUACAAAUCAAACACGCCUGCUGAUGCUGCAACAUUUAAAUGCCACACGCCUGGAGAUCAAUGCCUAUGCGCACAUCAACUUUACAGCGCGCUAUGCACAGCUGGAGCUGCAGCCGCGGGAUUAUCUCUUCAAUAUGCGUGCCGUGCUUGCCCACAGCAAUAAGCUUGCCACGCACGUUGUGGCGCCACUGCUGCCCAGCUAUGAUGUUGUGGAGCAGCGUGUAUUGCUGCCCGUAGCGCUGCUGCAGCCCAAUUUCUUAUGGUCACGUUAUUAUCCACGUGCUCUGCGCUACGCCAGCUUGGGCUCCAUUCUGUCACAGCAGCUAGCCCACAGCUUCGAUCAGCGCAACAAUUGGGAUGCAGCUUCACUUGCCGGCUACAAGCAGCACAUAAAAUGCUUCAAGCAUCAAUACGAGCGUCUACGCUUUGCUGGCGACUAUCUGCCAGCCAGUGAGCUGCAGCAUGAGAAUAUGGCCGACAACUUGGGCAUACAGCUUGCUCUAUUGGCCUACAAUACUUUUCUACAGAGAUUAGCCAGCACUGCCUUGAGCUCGGAGCAACUGCCCCAACUGAGCUACAGUCCACAGCAGUUGUUCUUCAUAGGCUACGCCCAGCUGUGGUGUAACGAUGCCAAUGAACAGUUCCGGGACAAGCAUUCGCUCCUCUCUGCCGGCACGCCCAAUGCGUUGCGUGUGCAGGGCGCGUUGGCUAACUUAAAUGCUUUUGCCAGCGCCUUUAAAUGCGCUGCCGGGUCGCGAUUUAAUCCAAGUCACAAGUGCCAUGUGUAUGGGCCAAGUGUAAGUGCAUAAGUUAAGUGCAUAAAUUGUUGGAUUCAUUAUAUGGAAAAGUAAUACGAAUAUAUUUACAAACA